AUGGCAUCCUCUGAUGAAAUCUCAUCCUCUCCAAUCAGGCGCAACAUUUUGGGUCCAACAACUCGACAAAAUAUAGAUCCUCAUCCACCUUCACAAGUGGUAGAUUUACAAAUUGAUUUAGUUAUGGCCAAUGCAGAAUGGCGAGAAAAAUGCGAUGGUUUGAAAAAUAAGCUGCAGGAAAAACAAGAAGAAACCAAAAAGAAACUGCAAGAAAAUGAAGAAGAAAUCAAAAAGCAGGAAGAAGAAGAGUUAAAAAUGCAGCAAGAAGAAUUUAAAAAAAAGGGUGUAGCGUUCCCAAGUCGAACAAUACGGCCGUUUACGGUUACUUUACGACUAUUUUACGGUCGAAAGUUUGCCGUAAUAUCUAGCACAGUAAUACGGACUGUAUGGUCAUGA
Molecule: messenger RNA, 396 nt
Organism: Rotaria socialis
Lineage: Eukaryota; Metazoa; Rotifera; Eurotatoria; Philodinida; Philodinidae
Source: the annotation of a GenBank genome assembly